AUGACUAAAGCUCAACAGCUAGCUGAAUCAGUCAAAAGUAUCGAUGGGGUCGAUAUCGAAUGCAAUGCUGAGCAAGAGCCACUGAAUGAAUGGACAUUGUGCUCUGGCAAUCGUGAUGGUUGGUGCAAACAUGGCAACAAUUGCAUAUAUCGACAUGUCACAUGCACAUACGGUGACGAAUGCACCAUUGACCAAUGUCCAUACAGUCAUUCGACUCAGAGAGCCAUCGUACCAAAUCCACGAUAUCGUUCGGCGGGACCUAUAGACCAACAGUACCGUAUAAAAAUUGAUGGCCUUCCAAGUAAUAUGACGGCGCUAGAACUUUUGACAGAAUUAAAGGGCCAACCACUCAGUCUACUUAACUUGAUUGAAACUCCUGAAAUGCCAGCAGGUUCAACUUUUCGACAUUUCUAUCUUACUCGACAAGCAGCUGAAAAACUUGCACGUAGGCGAGUUUACGAAUGGCAUGGCUAUACUAUAAGAGUAACCUACAUAGUUAAAUGUCAACUUGAAUAUGAUCGUGCGCCCAUCGAACAAAUUCCAUCGAGCCCUUCUAUAGAUAACAAUGGUGAUCAUCAACUUUCUACUGUAUUUGCACCAUUAUCACUCGGGAUCAAUGAAAUCAUUGGAAUGCCCUCUGAAUGGGUGUGGACGAAUCGAAGGCUUGGUCAUACCAUGAGCGAAGUUUAUUUGGUUUAUUCAACCGAAUCGAACGACAAUCGUCUUGGCGCGAUGAAACUGUAUCGCCAUUCAAGUAAUCUAGAGUCAAUGCGAGCUCGUCGAGAAUUAUUAGCACUGCAAGCACUCAAAAAUGAAGCGUCUGUCGUAUCGAUAUAUCAAAGCAACAUUCUUGAUGUUACUCGAAAAGAAGAUGCGCCGAUGUGGAUAAUAACUGAAUUAGUUUCGGAGUCAACUCUCAAAGAUUAUGUUGAUAAGCACAAGUCGCAGAUCACAGUUCGUGUGAUAUUGUCUCUGGCGCGUCAAUUGCUUAAUAUUAUUCAACGAUGUCACAAGGCUCGUGUAAUUCAUCGAAAUCUAGAACCGAAUAACAUCAUGGUACAACGUGCUCAAGUUCAUGCGUCAGUCGAUGAAGUUAAGCUGAUACUGAUUGACUUUGAUUUGUGUUGGAUCGAUAGCCAACAAUCACAAAUAAGUGAAGAAGAUGAUUUAAAAAUGAUUGAGCAUGUAAUUAAACGACAUUCCACCGAUAAUGUGAAGCAAACAUUUGAUAACAUUUUUUCUAAAUUAACACACUAUUUAUCAUCCAGUGGCCAAUUGAAUAACCCCACACUAGACUCCACUGGCGUUUGCUGUAUUUUAUAUUGGUUAAUAACUGAUAAAUGGCUCGAUCAAAUGAGUACGGUUAAUUUUUGCAACCAAGCAAGUGAUCUUAAACAAACGAUUAAUAAAAAAUUAGGCGAUAUUGACGAUACAACAAAAGUGAACGAACAACUAUUACACACAUUUGAGCGUGCUUUCGGUCCAGUUGAUAAUAGAUGGCAUAUAGAUGAAUUAGUUGAUCAUUUGACCACGAUUGAUACUUGCCUUAACGACUUUGAAGCAACACAUAUUGAUAAAUUUUUCCCCACAGCAUCCACUAUGGAUAUGUUGUUACCCCUCGGAGAUCCCUAUCCUCGAACAGUUACAAUGCUUGCUCGAAUAAAACAAAACUUUACUCAGCAGUAUACAACUGUUGCCAAAUGGUCACAUGAUAAAAAUUGGUGGUCAAUCAAAACUCACGAUAACGAAGUGAAAAAUAUGGAUGAACUCAUUUACAACCAUCAGGAGCGACAUUGUGCAGUACCAAUUGUAUGCAUAGCUAAGAUUGAGCAUGAUCAGACAAUCCUUUUCCUCACCACUGCUCUCUCAGAUAACAUCACUUCAUUAAAACCUAUAUGCAAGUUAGAUAAUGAGACGCCGGAUAUGAACUUCAGUCCGUAUUACAACAAUGCUAUAAAGAAACUCGUGAUUGAAUGGCUCAAACGAGACAUAUAA
Molecule: messenger RNA, 1995 nt
Organism: Rotaria socialis
Lineage: Eukaryota; Metazoa; Rotifera; Eurotatoria; Philodinida; Philodinidae
Source: the annotation of a GenBank genome assembly